This is a messenger RNA of Pan troglodytes (chimpanzee), 2458 nucleotides long. It is a transcript of the gene CABP7, whose product is annotated as calcium binding protein 7. The transcript has 5 exons. The record is from RefSeq and is a predicted model, not a curated record. Gene Ontology annotation, cellular component: trans-Golgi network membrane. Bases 423 to 1070 code for a protein of 215 amino acids. Gene Ontology annotation, molecular function: calcium ion binding. Lineage: Eukaryota; Metazoa; Chordata; Mammalia; Primates; Hominidae.
ACAGAACGAGCGAGCGAGCGAGCGGAGAGGCGGCUACAGCCUGAGCGCCGGGCCGGUAGCGGCCGCGCCGGCGAGCGGACUAGCGGGCGGCGAGCAGCGCGGAGCGCGCGGGGCACCGAGGAGCGGGCGCGGCGGGCACCGCGCGAGGCAGCCGGAGCUCUCGGAAAGGCCAGAGCGGCGCCGCCCCCGCUGCCCCUGCGGGGCCCCGGCUGGGAGCCCGACGAGGGAGCGGGCGGCAUGGCCCGGCGGCCCGGGGCGCGGGGGCGCUAGGCCCCCGGAGGGGCGUCCCCAGCCUCGCCGCUGCCGCCGCCGCCCUCCGCAGCCGCGCGCCCCGCCCGCUCCAGCCGCCCCCGGGGCCGCCACCGGCCCAUGAGCCCCGGCCUCAAAGUUUGCGGCGGGCGGGCGGGCGCGGAGCCUCCAAGAUGCCGUUCCACCCGGUGACGGCGGCGUUGAUGUACCGGGGCAUCUACACCGUGCCCAACCUGCUGUCGGAGCAGCGCCCGGUGGACAUCCCGGAGGACGAGCUGGAGGAGAUCCGAGAGGCCUUCAAGGUGUUUGACCGUGACGGCAAUGGCUUCAUCUCCAAGCAGGAGCUGGGCACAGCCAUGCGCUCACUGGGUUACAUGCCCAACGAGGUGGAGCUGGAGGUCAUCAUCCAGCGGCUGGACAUGGAUGGUGAUGGUCAAGUGGACUUUGAGGAGUUUGUGACCCUUCUGGGACCCAAACUCUCCACCUCAGGGAUCCCAGAGAAGUUCCAUGGCACCGACUUUGACACUGUCUUCUGGAAGUGCGACAUGCAGAAGCUGACGGUGGAUGAGCUGAAGCGGCUGCUCUACGACACCUUCUGCGAGCACCUGUCCAUGAAGGACAUAGAGAACAUCAUCAUGACGGAGGAGGAGAGCCACCUGGGCACAGCCGAGGAGUGUCCCGUGGAUGUGGAGACCUGCUCCAACCAGCAGAUCCGCCAGACUUGCGUGCGCAAGAGUCUCAUCUGCGCCUUCGCCAUCGCCUUCAUCAUCAGUGUCAUGCUCAUUGCGGCCAACCAGGUGCUGCGCAGUGGCAUGAAGUAGACGCCACCUGGAUGCCCCAUCCACCGCAUGCGGUGCCCGUGGCCCGCCCCACACCACCGCCGCCUGCAGACCCCUCCCUUGGCCGGCUCCCUGGGCCGCCAUCUGCGUGUACUUCAGGGCCUGGGUAUCCAGCGAGCCCUCCCCACCCACCCACAGUCCUCACCUGGAGCUGUGGCCUGGCUGUGGAGGGCCGGGUGGUGGCUCUGAGGAUGGUCCCCAGCCCCACCCUGUCCCCACCCUGGCCUGUAAGGAGCACUCACUCUUCCUACCAUCCAGGGGCUCCUGGGAAAUUAAGGAGGGAUUUGCACAGGAACCCCCAGGACCCAGUUGCUGCUGUGGUCCCUUGGGCAGGAGCGGGCACCCUGUGCCUUGAGACAGCAGCCUAUCUGGGGCCACACAGCCAACCCAGCCCUGGUCCCUGAGGUCUGCCCAGGGCACAGGGCACAGGCAGGGACAGAAAGCCUCCUCCUGGGGGAGGGUGGGAAGCCAGGGUGUCCUGGGCCUUGCUGCCUGGCAUAGCCUGAGGAGGCCCCUGGUCUUCUCCUUGGGCCCCUUCCUCUGACCCUCGUUGGACCCCCAACCCAGACCCCCUUUUCUCCAUGUACCUGCUGGGCCAGCCCAUUUCACAGGUGAGGAACCCGAGGCUCAGGGGCCCGAGACUUGGCCUCAGUUCUUCCUUCCACAGGGAUUUUCAGGAAAGGCAGAAGGUCGUGGAGGAUGGGCAUCUGAGGUGGCCCUGCAGCCCCCCACCUUCUGGCCCUCCCACCAGAGGCCCAGCUACCAAGGCCACAUUGUCCACCACCCCAGCCUAGAGCCUAGAACUGUAGUCCAGCUGAGGAAGGAGGCAGAGCUGGGGCCUGAAGGCUCUGAGCAGCCUCCGGCCAGGGGGCUCCUCCAGGGCUGAACUUUGGGAGGGCCCCUGUACUACCUCCUGGGCCAAGAAACUGGCACAGCCCCGCACUGUCAGUGCCAAGAGGCUGCGCCAGGCCACUCUCUCAGCCCAGGGCCUGCCCUCUUGUCCUCCCACUUCUCUACGCCCUCAAGGUUGGAGACCCCGCUCCCAUGCCGCAGCUGUGCCAUCCCAAACACUUGGGCAGCAGCUCAGCAUGGGCAGACAUGGGGGCUGUGGAUUCUUCCAGGGCGGGGAUGGCAGAUGGAGCCCUUGGGCUCCUUGGGCCUAGAGCCACUUCUUACCAGGCAACGGGCACAGCCACCCUGGCACACCCUCUGCCUGGCCGUGCUGAACCUCUGCUGGUCCCAAGGGAGAAGGGAGUGAGCGUGGGUCACCUGGGGAAAAUCUCAUCUGAUUCCCUCCUUGCCCGACCUCUGCUAGGGGCUGGAGAACAGAGCUCAGAGCACCCAGCGUAGGGAAACACAGCCAGACCACU